AUGACGACGAUAGUCACAUUCAGACUCGGAAUGUCCUUCCCUCCGCAUCUAAACCGGCCGCUGUUGCCCCCUCCUGGGUUACCUCCUCAGUAUGCUGGCUUCGCCACAGGGGCUCCAAUGAUCCCAGUUCAUAUGGGCAUUAUGACAUCCACCCCUACAGUUAUGGUUCAGUCUCUUCCAGUCCUCAGUAAGCCUCCUGUCCCAAAGAAGGACAUUUCUUCUUUGCGAUCCAAAAACGAUGAAAGCAGUGGGCCCACGACUACAGUGUUUGUUGGAAAUAUAUCAGAAAAAGCUUCAGACAUGCUCAUCAGACAGCUGUUGGCAAAAUGUGGAAUUGUUUUGAGUUGGAAAAGAGUCCAAGGAGCCUCUGGCAAACUUCAAGCUUUUGGUUUUUGUGAAUACAAGGAGCCAGAGUCCACAUUACGAGCCCUGCGGCUGCUUCAUGAUCUGCAGAUUGGAGACAAAAACCUUCUUGUUAAGGUGGAUGCAAAAACAAAGUCACAGCUGGAUGAGUGGAAGGCCAAGAAAAAGAUUGCAAAUGGGACUAAGAAGGAAGGAGAUGGAGGAGGGGAUGAGGAAGAAGUCCUUGAUGAGGAGACAAAGAAGAAAGACGAAGUUGUGAAAGGUGCCAUUGAAGGACUGAUGCGGGAGUAUGCCGCUGAACUUAACGCCCCCUCUCAGGAUGAAGAGUCCCAGCGACGAAAAAGAAAAAAAGAAAAGAAAGAAGAGGAUGACAUUAACACUAUUGACAUGGAGGAAGACAAGAGAGACCUGAUUUCCAGAGAGAUCAGUAAAUUCCGUGACACUCACAAGAAACUAGAGGAGGAGAAGGAUAAGCGGGAGAAGGAACGGUUGGAAUUUGAGCGUGAAAGGAAGGAGCGUGAAAAAGAACGAGAACGGGAGCGAGAGCGGCGGGACCGCGAGAGGGAGAAGGAACGAGAGAGGGAAAAGGAGAGGGAAAGGGAGAGAGAACGGGAGCGGGACAGAGACAAAGACCGCGAUCGCAGGCCCAGAGAGCGGGAGCGAGAGCGAGACUGGGAGGGGGACAGGAGCCAUGGCAGGAGCGCCGACCGCAGCCGCUCAAGGGAGUUGAGUCGAGACAGAGAAAAGAAGCGGGAUCAAGAAGAUGAAGAAGAAACCUAUGAACGGCGGAAGCUGGAAAGAAAACUCAGAGAUAAGGAAGCAGCCUAUCAGGAGCGUCUAAAAAACUGGGAGCUAAGGGAGAGGAAAAAGGCUCGGGAUUAUGCAAAGGAAAUGGAAAGAGAAGACCAGCGCCGGCGAGAUACGAUGAAAGAAGGCAAACGGUUAAAAGAGUUUCUUGAAGACUAUGAUGAUGACAGAGACGACCACAAGUAUUACAGGGGCAGUGCACUGCAGAAGCGUCUCAGAGACAGAGAGAAGGAGAUGGAGGCGGACGAGCGUGACAGGAAGAGGGAGAAGGAGGAGCUGGAGGAGAUCAGACAGAGGCUGUUAGACGAGGGACAUCCAGACCCAGACGCAGAGCUACGCAGGAUGGAAGAGGAAGAGGAGGAGCGUCUGAGGCGACCGCCCAUCAUCCAGGAGCCAGAGCCUGAGGAGCCACGUGAACGCCACAGGCCUGCACAGGAACACCGGGACCGCAGGCCAGAGCAGGACCAAGCAGAGCCCCACUCACGGCCCAAUCACUCCGACCAUGAGGUGGAAGAGGGUGAAGAGGAGGGUUACGAGAACGACGAGGAUAAUCCCGACAUAAAACCAUGUUUGAAGCCCACAAUGCGGCCAAUCAACUCGGCACCUUCAGUGUCAUCAGCUAGUGGAAACGUGUCCCCCGCCACCCCCGGAGAGGAGUCACCCUGCGGCAUCAUCAUCCCUCACGAGAACUCGCCUCCAGAUGCGCUGCCUCAGGACGAAAACCGGCCCAAGAUCGGCCUCAGCCUCAAACUGGGCAAGAGGAAGAAGCUUCCGGUGGACAGCGUCUUCAAUAAGUUUGACGAGGAGGCUGACGAGCAGCCACGCAAGAGGAAGCUCGUGCCUCUGGAUUACGACGACGACAAAAGCCUUGGGGUGGAUGGUGCCGGGCUCUCCAGCAUAAAGGGAGCCAAUACCGAGGAGAAACGGAAGCACAUAAAGAGCCUGAUAGAAAAGAUUCCCACGGCAAAGCCCGAUCUCUUCUCUUACCCGUUGGACUGGUCAAUGGUUGACACGACGCUAAUGGAGCGACGCGUUCGACCUUGGAUCAAUAAAAAAAUCAUUGAGUACAUCGGUGAGGAAGAGGCAACACUAGUGGACUUUGUGUGCUCAAAGGUGAUGGCUCACAGUAUGCCGCAGAGUAUCCUGGAUGAUGUUGCCAUGGUCCUUGAUGAAGAAGCUGAGGUCUUCAUAGUGAAGAUGUGGAGGCUGCUCAUAUAUGAAACGGAAGCCAAGAAGAUUGGACUGGUUAAAUAA
Molecule: messenger RNA, 2424 nt
Organism: Menidia menidia (Atlantic silverside)
Lineage: Eukaryota; Metazoa; Chordata; Actinopteri; Atheriniformes; Atherinopsidae
Source: the annotation of a GenBank genome assembly